UACACACCAUUGAGGUGCGUAUUGUUAAAUUCCCUCUGUAUCGUUGAUGACAACACUCCAGUCCGGUAGGUGGCGGUAAAGUCACCUUAAGUUGGUUGCCAUUUGCCAAUAAAACACAAAAGAAGAAGACAGAACAAACGGAGUGGAAAGCGGAACCAAAACAUGCGAGUCGGCUUCAGUUUCUCCCCGGCGUGUAAACAACUACGGAACGCAGCGGAAGAAGGUCCAUCGUGCAGAAAGGCUGACCAUGUGCUAACAGCGUUAGCAUUCUGCUGCUACGUCUUCUCGAUUUACUUCCCAACAUGGAGAACAUUACAGACGGAACAUGGGACACUUUACCUGUCCAACUAAACGAGAAGAUUUUACAAACGCUUGAGGUGAAAUUUACCUUCAUGACACCUGUACAGUCGGCUUGUAUUCCGCUGUUCAUGAACAAUAAAGACGUUGCUGCUGAGGCGGUCACCGGCAGUGGGAAGACUUUGGCUUUCGUCAUUCCUGUUAUAGAGCUGCUGCUGAAGCGCGAGGAGAAACUCAAGAAGAAACAGGUCGGUGCUCUGGUGAUCACUCCCACACGAGAACUGGCCCUGCAGAUCAGUGAAGUGAUGGGAAUGUUUAUCCAGAAGUUUCCAGAGUUCACGCAGAUUUUGCUGAUUGGUGGCAGCAACCCGGCAGAAGACGUGGAGAAGUUUAAAGAGCAUGGCGGCAACAUUGUGAUUGCGACGCCGGGCCGCCUGGAGGACAUGUUCAGGAGGAAGUCAGAGGGGCUGGAACUGGCCAGCGCAGUCAGGAGCCUGGAUGUUCUGGUUCUGGAUGAAGCUGACCGGCUGCUCGACAUGGGCUUUGAGGCCAGCCUGAACAGCAUCCUGAGCUACCUGCCCAAACAGAGACACGGCCUCUUCUCAGCCACCCAGACCCAGGAGCUGGAGAAGCUGGUGAGGGCCGGCCUCAGGAACCCCGUCCGCAUCACGGUCAAAGAGAAGGGUCAGGCCGCCUCGGCCACCCAGAAGACCCCGGCCCGCCUCUCCAACUACUACACCAUGUGCAGAGCACAGGACAAGUUCAACAACCUGGUGGCUUUUCUAAGGCAACACAAGCAUGAGAAGCAGCUGGUCUUCUUCAGCACCUGCGCCUGUGUGGAGUACUUCGGCCGAGCCCUGGAGUCGCUGGUCAAGAAGGUCACCAUCCUCUGCAUCCACGGCAAGAUGAAAAAUAAGCGCAGCGGCAUUUUAGACUUUAGGGCCUUAAAGAGUGGGAUCUUGGUGUGCACCGACGUCAUGGCCAGAGGCAUCGACAUCCCCGAUGUGAACUGGGUUCUGCAGUACGAUCCCCCCAGCAGCGCCAGUGCUUUUGUGCAUCGAUGCGGGAGAACGGCGCGUAUCGGUAACCAUGGCAACGCCCUCGUCUUCCUGCUGCCAAUGGAGGAACCCUAUGUCAACUUCUUGUCCAUCAACCAGAAGUGCCCGCUGCAGAAGAUGUCUCCUAUAAAGGACGUGGUGGACGUGACGCCCAAGGUGAAGGCCAUGGCCCUGGCCGACCGCGCCAUGUUCGACAAAGGCAUGAGGGCCUUUGUGUCGUACGUCCAGGCUUACGCCAAACACGAAUGCAGCCUCAUCUUCAGAGUAAAAGAUCUGGAUUUUGUGUCCCUGGCCAAAGGCUUCGCGCUGCUCCGCCUGCCGAAGAUGCCCGAGCUGAAGGGGAAAACGUUUCCCGACUUCGUGGAGACGACGGUGGACACGGACAGCAUCCGCUACAAGGACAAAAACCGACAGAAGCAGAGGCAGAAGAUGCUGGCCGAGCAGAAAAACAAAGAGAAGACGGAGCUUCCCAAGAAGAACUUUGUCAAGAACAAGGCCUGGUCCAAGCAGAAGACCAAGAAGGAGCGCAAGAAAAAACGCGGCGCCAAAAGGAAACACGACGAGGACUCCGACAUGGACGAAGAAUACAUGAAGGAGCUUUUAGAAGACACUCGCCUCCUUAAGAAACUAAAAAAAGGCCAGAUCAGCGAGGAAGACUUCGAGCAACAGCUCACGAACUCCAAGCAGGAAGCAGGCGGACCAUAA
This is a messenger RNA of Poeciliopsis prolifica (blackstripe livebearer), 2060 nucleotides long. RefSeq names its product ATP-dependent RNA helicase DDX55-like. Gene Ontology annotation, cellular component: nucleolus. Gene Ontology annotation, molecular function: ATP binding; nucleic acid binding. Lineage: Eukaryota; Metazoa; Chordata; Actinopteri; Cyprinodontiformes; Poeciliidae. The record is from RefSeq and is a predicted model, not a curated record.